AUGACACCGUCGCCUCAAGUAUUAUUUCAACUCCGGACGACGGAAUGUAUCGCACUGCUGGUAAUUCUGCUUGUAUCUCUGCUACCCAAAGGUGUUAGAAGGAUCGAACCCCCCUCCACCGACGUAGUCUUGGAGAUAAGGACUGUUGUACGAGCUAUCCAAACACCUCGAAAGCAACUCAUAGUGUUCCUGUUGAGUUUGGUUGCACUCACUGCUCUUCUUGACGGCUCGGUGACCGUGGCUAAUGCGCUUUUUAAGCGCGUCUUUGAAACGAAAAUUCCGGCUUGGAAGGGGUCCGAGUUCUAUUCAGUCGUUCUGUUUGUGACAUUUACAGGAUUUGCUAUAGUCAGUCUUUUGAAGGAGGCGCACCAUCAUCCAAUUUGGCAGUCUAAGCUACUCAAGCUUUUUGUGUUUGUCGCCCUAUUAUUUGAUACGGCACUCGCAAUCCUCAUUCCUAUUGUCAUACCGAUCUGGAGGAUUCGUUCCAGCACAAAGUCAACUACCCCAGGAAUUUUGGAUUCUACCCCAUCGCUUGGGAUCACACCUGCACUUCAUUUCGGUCUCACCGUGUUUCGUGUGCUUAUUCUGGCAGUGCUUUUUACUACGCUAUUCUUUCCCCGCAUUACAUACGAACCUAUCGAGCAGAAUGAAUCCGUUCCCCGGACUGACGAGACGCCUUUGUUGAUCCCAGCUGCGGUGGCCGCAUCAACACAAUCUUCCGCAGAACCGGGGUCUUCCAAACCCAAAUAUGGUACCUUUAACGGUAGCAACACCACCCCACCUGGAGGUGUUUCCACCUCUGCUCCAGGCACUAGUGUCCAGGCGCCAACAAUCCCAGUACCAACUGAGCCUACCUGGUACGAAAACGGUGCGCGACUUAUGCGGUUAACCUCGUACCUGUGGCCUUCCAGGAAUAUCGGUUUGCAGCUUCUGGCAUUCAUAUGCUUGCUUAUCGUUGCUGUUGGCCGCAUCGUCAAUGCGGCGAUUCCUUUCCAGUUCAGUACAGUUGUUGAUACUCUCGCUCAGCCAGAUGCUCCUCAUGGCAUAUGGGGUCCGCUUCUGUGGUAUAUCGUUCUUAGGUUUCUCAGUAGUUCUGGAGGAUUAAACGCGCUGCGCAGUGUUCUCUGGGCACCUGUGAUACAAUUCUCUGACCGCUCCCUAUCCCAGCUCGCAUUUGAUCACUUACUCAAUCUUUCGCUCGCGUGGCAUACUCGUCGCAAGACCGGCGAGGUUUUAAGGAUUCUCGAUCGUGGUGCUUCGAUCAAGCAAAUAUUCGAACUUUUGAUCUUUACUCUUUUACCAACUGCCGCUGAUACUUUCAUUGCGGUGUGGAUCUUCUUUUGGUACUUUGGACCUGCUAUGAGCGUCUUUAUUGCCACUACUAUGGUUCUUUAUGUCACAACCAGUGCCAUGAUCACCAACAGGAUAAACAAUCUGUCAAGAAAAAUGGUUGAAACUGAUAUAACCACUCGUGGCGUUCAUACCGACUCUCUCCUAAAUUACGAGACGGUCAAGUACUUUAACGGCGAAGCUCACGAGGGAGAGCGUUACCAUGAAGCCCUCUCUCGAGUCCAGCAAUUUCAGCUUCGCGUAACGGCUUCCCUAAACCUCAUGAGUCUGUCUCAGAACCUUGUGCUUACUGCUGGCCUACUUGUUGGUUCAUUACUCAUCAUCUUCGACUCGACCCAUCAAGAUGUUAUGAAACGAUUUGUUGUGUUUAUUACCUAUCUAGCAGAGCUCUAUAGCCCGUUGACGGCCUUCGCGCUCCUCUAUCGUACCAUCAGUCAAAGCUUGGUCGACGCCGAACGCUUGUUAGACCUUCUCGACGAACCUUCAGAAGUACGAGAUAAGCCUAGUGCCAAAGAUCUUGUGGUGACCGAUGGCGUUAUCGAAUUCGAUAAUGUGACUUUCUCCUACGAUGGUCGUGCAACUGCGCUCAAAGGCGUCUCUUUCAAAGUCCCCAAGGGCGGUUCGCUCGCUCUUGUAGGCGAGUCUGGCUCCGGCAAGAGCACGAUUUUAAAGCUCCUGUAUCGUUUCUACGACCUUGCUCCCAGCGAUGGUGCUAUCCGUAUUGACGGACAAGACAUUCGCGAUGUCACCCAGGCAAGUCUUCGAAGGGCGAUCGGCAUUGUGCCCCAAGACUGCGUUCUAUUUAACAAUACCAUUGCUUAUAAUAUUGGCUAUGGAAAAUUGGGUUCAUCGACCGAGGAGAUCGAAAAUGCGGCUCGGGCGGCUCAAAUACACGAGCGUAUCAUCUCCUUCCCAGACGGCUACGAAACCAUUGUUGGUGAACGUGGUGUGAGGUUGAGUGGUGGUGAGAAGCAGCGUGUUGGGAUUGCUCGCACUAUCCUUAAAGCCUCACCCGUAAUCUUAUUGGACGAAGCUACUUCUGCACUAGAUACGAGCACCGAGCGGGAUAUUCAAAAGGCGCUUCAAAAUUUGACCGAGGGGCGUUCGUCAGUAUCAAUUGCUCACCGCCUAUCAACCAUUUCCAAGUCUGAUUUAAUCCUCGUAUUUCAUCAGGGAGAAAUUAUCGAAUCGGGCACCCAACGUGAAUUGAUUGAACUUGGUGGCCGAUUUGCCGCUAUGUGGACUGACCAAGUGUCCUCGGUGAACGAAAAUCGCGUACCACCCCGAGCCGCCGGACAGAACGGGCCUGGGACUCCUCCUGAAACCGCAGUCACCUCCGGACUUCAUAUUCUUCCCUCCGGAGAAUUCGUUCCUACUGGUGUCGCCUCCAAGCACCCCGAACCUAUCAAACCCAAGCGCCAAGAACUCAGUUCAGGCUCGACGCGCGAAGUCCGACCCGAUGUCACAUUUGCUACUGUCGCAUCUAGGGAACCUACUACCUCUCAGCUUAUUAGCACUUCCCAAAUAGAUAAUUAA
Rhizoctonia solani is the source of this 2886-nucleotide messenger RNA. Its product is annotated as ABC transporter. Gene Ontology annotation, biological process: transmembrane transport. The record is from RefSeq and is a predicted model, not a curated record. The coding region runs from base 1 to 2886 and encodes 961 amino acids. Lineage: Eukaryota; Fungi; Basidiomycota; Agaricomycetes; Cantharellales; Ceratobasidiaceae. The transcript has 12 exons. Gene Ontology annotation, molecular function: ATP hydrolysis activity; ABC-type transporter activity; ATP binding. Gene Ontology annotation, cellular component: membrane.